Dujonia railenensis is the source of this 366-nucleotide messenger RNA. The record is from the annotation of a GenBank genome assembly. NCBI's taxonomy places the organism in Eukaryota, Fungi, Ascomycota, Pichiomycetes, Serinales, Debaryomycetaceae.
AUGUCACCUCUUCACCUCUUUCACCUCUUUCACACAUUUCACCUCUUCACCCACCCUCGCUGUAUUCCUCUAUAUAUCCGAAACUUCACGUCAGAAUUCCACUGCGCAGCACCCCAGCCCGAGCCAAUGAAAAAUCAACCAUCGCAAUCAUGUGAAAUAUCCGAGGAACUGGUUGCAUGCCUUCCUCCUACAGAACGAUGGAAAAUUCUCAUACAUACUGCGUACAGCGCUGUGUGCAACCUUAGCACUUUCUUGACGAUUCUGUCUGACUCCCAAUACACCCCAAUUUACCCCAAAUUAAGGUUUGCCCGACUCUAUGUUGCUCCCCAAUUUCCUUUUUCUUUUUUUUUUUUUUUUUUCACUUAG